Messenger RNA from Ctenopharyngodon idella (grass carp), 3582 nucleotides. It is a transcript of the gene esrp2, whose product is annotated as epithelial splicing regulatory protein 2. The transcript is spliced from 17 exons. Gene Ontology annotation, molecular function: mRNA binding. Bases 202 to 2334 code for a protein of 710 amino acids. Gene Ontology annotation, biological process: regulation of RNA splicing. Gene Ontology annotation, cellular component: ribonucleoprotein complex; nucleoplasm. NCBI's taxonomy places the organism in Eukaryota, Metazoa, Chordata, Actinopteri, Cypriniformes, Xenocyprididae. The record is from RefSeq and is a predicted model, not a curated record.
GAGAUUGACUCCAAACAGGGAGGCCGAACCAAAACCAGGUAACCAAGAAAAAACGAGACAGCGAGAAAAGCCUUCAGGGCUUGUUAUGGGGUUAGCGUGAGACGAACCAGGACUUUUUUCUGCCUUCUUUACCAGUCAAACCAGUAACUCUGGAUAGAGAACACACAAGUACAGCAACAGUUUUUACCCUUGUGGUCCCUGAUGGCUUCGCACAGUGAUACUCUGGUGGUGUUCUUUGGGGCAACAGCUGGUGCAAAUGGGGGUAAACUGGGGUCGGAUGAAAGGGAAUUAAUUCUCUUGGUGUGGCAAAUUGUGGAUCUACAUGAGAAUAAGGUGGGCAAGCUUCAGCAGACUCUAGUACAGCCGGACAGUGUGGAUCUGUCGGAGCAGUGCAAGGAGGAGACCGGGCUCACGGUGGAGGAGCUGUGCAAGGCCGAGCCGCUGGAGAGCGUCCUGCAGCAGUUUCAUCAGUCGGUGUCAGCUGAAGUGAAGUCUUUGGGCAGAAGCUCCUACACACUUUGUGUGGACGGACCACUUCUUAUUCGACAGGUGCUGCACCCCGAGGCCUCUAAAAAGAAUCUGGUCCUGCCAGAGUGCUUCUACACGUUUGUGGACUUGAAGAAAGAGUUCCACAAAUGCUGCCCCAAUGCAGGCCCUGUCAAAGAUCUCACUCUGCCCUCCAUGCUGGACUAUGUGUGUAUUCCAGCGGUGGUGGAGCAGGAGGCCGGACUCGGGGAGGUGAAGAACAUGGUUCUGUUAAUGCUGCAUCUCCUGGCUGAGCCUUACAAUCACAAAUUCUCCAAUUUUGAAACUGUAAACUACAAGUUUGAAUCUGGAGCGUGCAGUAAGACAGAAGCUGUGGACAGCGAGACGGUCAUCAGAGCUCGUGGGUUGCCAUGGCAGUCGUCUGAUCAAGACAUCGCUCGCUUCUUCAAGGGCCUCAACAUUGCCAAAGGUGGCGUUGCACUUUGUUUAAAUGCUCAGGGCCGGAGGAACGGGGAAGCUCUGGUGCGCUUCAUAAACUCUGAGCACAGAGACAUGGCACUGGAUCGACAUAAACACCACAUGGGCAACCGAUACAUUGAAGUGUAUAAAGCGACUGGGGAGGAAUUUCUGAAGAUUGCAGGAGGCACGUCCAAUGAGGUAGCUCAGUUCUUGUCUAAGGAAAACCAGGUGAUAAUCCGAAUGCGCGGGCUUCCGUUCACUGCUACUCCUCAGGAUGUUCUGGGCUUCCUGGGCCCGGAGAGCCCGGUGACGGACGGGAUGGAGGGACUUCUGUUUGUGAAGUACCCAGAUGGACGUCCUACAGGCGAUGCGUUUGUUCUCUUUGCUUGUGAGGAAUAUGCCCAGAAUGCCCUGAAGAAGCACAAACAGAUCCUGGGCAAGAGAUACAUUGAGCUGUUCCGCAGUACUGCAGCUGAGGUCCAGCAGGUGUUGAAUCGCUACAUGUCCACUCCACUGAUCUCCACACUUCCUCCUCCUCCUCCUCCGAUGGUAUCUGUACCUGUGUUAGCCACGCCACCCUUCAUGACCUCAGGCAGCACACGAGACUGCAUCAGACUGAGAGGUCUGCCAUACACCGCCGCCAUAGAGGACAUCCUGGAGUUUAUGGGGGAACACACCAUUGAUAUCAAACCACAUGGAGUGCACAUGGUCCUUAACCAGCAGGGUCGACCCUCCGGUGAUGCCUUCAUUCAGAUGAAGUCAGCUGACCGUGCAUUUAUGGUGGCUCAGAAGUGCCACAAGAAGAUGAUGAAGGAUCGUUAUGUGGAGGUGUUCCAGUGCUCCACUGAGGAGAUGAGCUUUGUGCUGAUGGGGGGAACGCUUAACCGCAGCGGCCUGUCGCCACCUCCUUGCAAACUGCCUUGCCUAUCUCCACCAACAUAUGCUGCAUUUCCUGCGACUCCAGCUAUGCUUCCCACUGAGGCAGCGUUGUAUCAGCCCCCCCUGCUGGCCACUCCAAGAACUCCACAGGCCCCAACACACAGCCCUGCACAUGCUUUAGCCUAUUAUUCUCCACAGCUUUACAUGAACAUGAACAUGAGCUAUACCACCUACUACCCAAGUCCACCGGUCUCUCCCUCCACGUUGAGUUAUUUUGCGGCCCCACCUGGUUCAGUAGCAGCCAUGGCCGCCCAGUCUGCCCCUGCCCUCCUCCCCCCUCAGCCCGGAGCACUGGUGCGAAUGCAGGGCCUGCCGUACAACGCCGGGGUCAAAGACAUCCUCAGCUUCUUUCAGGGAUAUCAGUACAUGCCUGAAGACUACAGCAGCUUGGUUGGAGUGAAUGAGCAGGGCCGGAGUCUGAUUCAGCCUAAAGAGUGGCUUUGUCUGUAAGGGGAGCCCCUCCAGCUCCAGGCGGACUCGGUGCUUGUGCUGUAUAACUGGAGUGGUCAGCGUAGUGGGGAGGCACUGGUGACCUUCCCCAGUGAGAAGGCAGCAAGACGGGCUGUAGCCGAAUGCUCCAAUCUUCCCCUCUCCGGCCACCCCAUCCGCCUGGUUUGCUGUGAGUGACCACAUACAGACUGCUACAUCCACCAAAGGCGGACCGCACUUCACCUGUCUCACCCCUUUCUCCAUCAUUACCUGUCUUUUGGCUUUUCAGACAGUUGUCCUGUUGUUCCUGACACAAAGUAGUAGUUUAGGAGGGGACCUGAUGCAGAAGCACUGUAUAUAUGUUUAUAUACACACAAGCUAAACAUCUCAGUAGCACUGCCUCACUGCUUGUGUAUGUGUGUGAGGAAAAUUGAGAUCAAUGGCAUGCAUGCUAAAGUCUUCCUGUCUUUUGAUGUCAAGAUCUCUUCUAUCCUAAUUCAAGACCUUAAAGUAAACUUAUAAGCCUGGCAAGCCAUCAGUUUAUGGAACAAGUGAUCUUCCUGUUGGGCAGUCCAGUUUGGCACUAGAGAACUAAAAUACAAUGCAACACUUAUUGCCGUUAUGGAUAAAGGAAUGUUCUGAAAUACAGUGAGAUUGUAAAAAGCCAAAUAUGUGCUUUAAAAUACUGUAAGACCGUUAUGCUGCACGUAGGGUUAAAAAGGGCAUGAAGGUUUUCCCAGUGUACAUCUGCACUGUUGGACUGACACAGCCUUCAGACUUAUUCCUUAUUUAAUAGAGAUCAGGCCAAGUAUGUACUCCAUAGACUUGCAUGAACUGAUUUUUAGUUUAAUCCAUUCAAAAAGUGAAAAUUUUUAUUUAAAGUAAAAGAUGAGUUGUUUGUGUGAUCUACAUGCUUCAGUGCUCAUUCUUUAGAGGAAUUGAAUUGAUAGAGGUGUGUAUUCUGUUGCCCCCAGUCUGACCCCAUGAGAGAUUGUGAAGACUGAACUACGCCGUGGUCAUACCUUAUUUUGGAAUUGUGGUCUACAUCAGUUUACUGAUUGCAGGCUGCUCGAAUCAUGAGCUUAGAAUUUUUUUUUAUUAUUAUAUAUAUGUAUUUCAUGACUACAUUACCUGGAGUGCAAUACAGGCUGAACAAAAUGUCACACCUCUCUAGUGAAAGAAGGGGCAUUUUUCCCUAAAAUGUAUGAAAUGUGUAUGUACGUGUAAAUGUGACUCUUAUAUGCAACAAAUAAAUUGAUAUUGCUCUGA